Molecule: messenger RNA, 3453 nt
Organism: Triplophysa dalaica
Lineage: Eukaryota; Metazoa; Chordata; Actinopteri; Cypriniformes; Nemacheilidae
Product: immunoglobulin superfamily member 1-like
Exons: 8
Coding region: 46-1593 (515 amino acids)
Biological process (GO): cell surface receptor signaling pathway
Molecular function (GO): transmembrane signaling receptor activity
Source: RefSeq, a predicted model, not a curated record
GUUUAACACAGUGUGUUUGUUGAAGUGUGUCAUCAGUAGAUCAGUAUGGAGUUCAGGUCUCUUCUUCUAGUGCUCUUGAUGAUUUUACAGAUCCACUCUGAACAAGCUGCAGAAAGACUGAAAGCUCGAGUGUCUGUUUGGCCUGAUGGACGAUUAUUCAGAGAAGAAACUGUCACUCUCACAUGUGACAUCAAUGGAGGAGGAGUCAACUGGCUGUACAGCUGGUAUAAAGAUUCAAACUAUAACACUGUCAGUUAUCAAGAGAAAUACACAAUCAGUUCUGUUAGUGAGUCUCACGCAGGUCUAUACACCUGUGGAGGAAAAGAGAUCAGAGGAUCACGAUCAUCAGACACCAGUGAUGCAGUUACACUGACAGUAUCAGAUAUUCCCAAACCAACUUUUAAUGUGCAGCCACAGUCUGUGUUCACUGGAGACUCAGUUACUCUGACCUGUGAGGUGCAUCAGUCCACUGGAUGGGAGUUUCUCUUUUACACACCCUCACAGCACGGAAACUAUGAAGCUUCAGGAACUAAAACAAUCAGAGUCUCUGAUGGAGUACAAUACUGGUGCAUUGCCAGGAGAAGAAACUAUUACACAUAUAACAGUGACCCCAUAACAGUGACAGUAGAGAAAAGACCGAAACCUCAAGUGUCUGUUUGGCCUGAUGGACAUUUAUUCAGAGGAGAAACUGUCACUCUCACAUGUGACAUCAGUGGAGGAGGAGUCACUAACUGGCAGUACAGCUGGAAUAAGACAAGACAUAGUCAGCUCACACAAUACGAUAACAGUAAUCUACAGUAUUACACAAUCAGUUCUGUUAGUGAGUCUGACGCAGGUCAAUACACCUGUAGAGGAACAGAGAUCAGAGGAUCACGAUCAUCAGACACCAGUGAUGCAGUUACACUGACAGUAUCAGGUGUUUCUUCUUCAGUGUCUCUGAUCAUCAGACCCAACAGAACUCAACACUUCUCAUCUGAAUCUCUCUCUCUGAGCUGUGAGGAUCACAGGAACUCUACUGGAUGGACAGUGAGAAGAUACACAAACACACUGGAAACUUGUUCAUCAUCAUCAGUCAGAUCUACAGGAACAGAAUCUACAUGUACAAUCAGAUCUCUCAUCACAUCUGACACUGGAGUGUACUGGUGUGAGUCUGAAUCUGGACACAAACUUCAUCCUGUUAAUAUCUCAAUACACAAUGGUGAUGUGAUUCUGGACAGUCCUGUUCAUCCUGUGACUGAAGGAGAUUCUCUGACUCUUCACUGUUUAUAUCAAGAUAAAAUCCCAUCAAACCUCAGAGCUGAAUUCUAUAAAGAUGGAUCAGUGGUGCAGAAUCAGACUACAGGAGACAUGAUGAUCAUCUCUACAGUCUCAAAGUCACAUGAGGGUUUCUACUACUGUAAACACCCAGAGAGAGGAGAGUCUCCAAAGAGCUGGAUCUCAGUCACAGGUUUUCAGGAGGAGAUGUCUGGUCUCAAGAUUCUCAGUUUUCUGUUGGCAGUUUGUCCAUAUCUGAUAGUGACAGUCGUGCUGGUGUUCAAAUGCCACAGAUUGAGAGAUGAAACAUCUGAUUCAUCAGAUCACAUGAAAAAGUAACACAUAAAAACGACAUCUUAAUAUAUAAGAAUAACAAUGAAUGAUUCUAUAUUUUAAAAACCUUUUCAGUGUUUCAGAUGUUGCUUCUGGAUGUGAUGAUGUGACAUAUGAUUAAAUAUAAAUAAAUGUACUGAUGUGAUCUCAGAUUAAAUCAAAGACCAGAGGAGAAACACACACCAGUUCAUUUACUAAUACUUACUAUUAACAACUCAAAGCUUUAUGGCCUCACAGACAGUAAAUGUUUUUAAUCUCCAUUUUCUUUUAUUAAUAGACUUUGGGUCAUUAUUACUAUUGCAUUGAUUUUAUUGAGUUUAUUGUUGUGAUUUAUGUUUGAACUUUUAAUACUUUGUUUUCAACUAUUCAUGAGCUCAGGGACAGAAGGCAACAUUUAAUCAAAUGUAAAAUUUGCAAGCAUAAAUGUAGUGUUUUUCUGGUGUUAUGAGUCUUGUGUAAAUACUUUUAUAUCAUUGAUGUGCUGCUGUAAAAAGUCUUAUCAUUAAAUUCACCUUUUUAUGUGGCAUUGAAAGAGAAAGAAAGUGAGAGAUGUUUUGCUUCAGAUCUGAUAUGUCAGUGGACUUUUAAAAGGUUUGGGUUAAGAGGUAAUAUAUAAUCAAAUCAUUGUGUUAAUGUAAUUUACUGUGUCCCAUUCCCAAAGAUCUGUGUGAUUCCUAAGAGAUAUACAAAAUGUGUUUAUUUUCAUCUAACAACAGGUUGUACCCAAGGUGCAUUUGACAAAAUCUUAACACUUUUAGUUUCAUUCACAAAAUAUUUCAUUGGUGUUAAUUAUUACUGAAGAUUAUUUGAUUUAAAUAUGAGUGAACUUUGUUAUACUGCAGACUAUAUGCAAUAGUUAUGUGACUCUGUUAAGAAAAAUAGGUUUAGAAGCAUCAUUUACACAAUUUUACUAUUUUGUUUUGUAAAGUACACAAUGUUGUUUUAAAUACUCUGUUAGAAGUUGUUUGUGUUGUGCAAAUAUUUUAUGUACAAAUCUAUACUCUUAAGUCACAGAUUUUAAGAUUAUGUUUUGUUUUUUGUAGCUCUAGCCUCAAACGUUUCUUAUAGUCACAUUACUUGAGUUUAUUCUCACAUUUAACUUUCUGAGAAUAAAUGUAAAAUUGAACAUCAACAAUAUUUGUAGUUUCCCUUUAACCUAUCAACUUCAAAUGUUCAGUUGUAGAGAUAAUGCAGAAGCAAUAACUGCAUGAAUAAGAUACACACAUUUUAUUUGGUAUGUAGUUUUUCUUUGAAAGUAAAAAUAGUUGAAGCGUCAUAAAAGACAGUGGCCCCUGGGGUCAGUGAAUCCUCAUGUCUCAUGGUGCUGAGCUCAAGAAAAGUCCACAACAAAAAGUGAAAGGAAUCCUUAUCACAGACUUUACCAAAGUACCAAAGAUAAUCUGAAAGAUACUCACUGAGCGCCAUUUACAGGUGUAAUGAUUUAUCAACAAAAAACAUUUAGUUGUUAAAUGUUUGAGUAUUUUGAUCUUUAUUUUUACCCACUUGAAAAAGUAUAAGCUACUCUUGUAUUUACUGUAGUAAACAGUCAUAAAUAGAAACAAUUAGUUAUUGGAUUUACUAUAAAAUACUGUACAGUAGAAGAAUAAAUGAACACAGUGUAGUAAUUUAUAUAAAAUACUUCAGUAUGAUGCCAUUUACAACAAUUUACGAUAGUCAAUAGAGUAUUUUUAAAUGAAAAGCAGGCCUGAUUGUGUAAGAUUGUGGACAUCUCAGAAAUAAAUAAAACACUCAAAGAUAAAUUAGUUACACACAGAAAAGUAAUGCAGAGAUAUCACAAAACCUCAAAUUGUACAUGAGUGUCAAAUCAGAAUCCUAUUGAAUAUCUGUAAUAAAUGGUAAAGGUGA